AUGCCUGGUCAGUUUUGCGUUACCGUCGUCCUCGGCGUCGUCGUCACGACGAGCAUCAUCUCCAUGCUGACGUCGACCAGCUACAUCGCGCGCUAUGCCCGGCCGUCCCAUGCUCCCGUCCCGGCGCCCAAACACACCUGGGACAACUUGAGCGAUAUCGCGUUGGCCGCUUUCGAUAAGGCUAUCGCCGAAGGCAAUCGUGGGUUUUUUUAUUGGACAUUUUCUAAAAAUUUUCUCAUUUGAAACUUGGAUCGCUUGAAGUUCAAAAUUAUCAUUUCUUUACGAUUUUUAAGAGGGCUUCGGUUUAAAUACUUGAAGUUUACAGUUGAAAGUUUCAUGGUAAUUUUUUAGAGCGAGAAAAAUCGGUUUUUUUUUGAACUUUUUUCUUCGAUUAUAUUGAUUUUUCGCCUUUUGAUAGCAAAUGAAGGGAUACUCUUCAUUUUUUUUCUUUUUUUAAAUAGAAAUAAUUAGAAGUGCGAAAAAUACAUCAAAAAUAUUCUAAAAAAAAUGCCUUUUUUUGUUUGUUUUUGAGUUGAAAUUGUCCAUGGCGCGCACUUGCAUGAGACUUGCUUUAUCAAAAGUUCGAUGGUAGGACAAAAUCUCAAGUCCGCAAAUCUCGAGGACCGUAAUCUUGUGUACGCAGAUCUAAAGUCCCAUAAUCUUGGAAACCAAAAUCUUGGAGACCAAAAUCUUGGAAACCACAAUCUUGGAAAGCAAAAAUCUUCCUUUUUAGUCUUCUUUAUUGCACUUUAUCUACUUAUAUUCUCUUGUUUGGAUCACCGAAUACAAUUUCUGAAAAAAUCUGUUCGCAAAAGCGUUGAUUUUUGCUUUCCAAGAUUGUGGUUUCCAAGAUUAUGGGACUUUAGAUCUGCGUACACAAGAUUACGGUCCUCGAGAUUUGCGGACUUGAGAUUUUGUCGUGCCAUCAAAAGUUCAUAACAAAAAAAUAAAUUUCUUUCGAAAUAUCCAUUUUUUUCAGCGAUUCUUCCACCGUUCAUCGACUUGGAUCGGGAGUAUUCAGUAAGUUUUCAAUAAUUUCAUCAGUUCUUUUUUUGAUUUUCUGAAAAAAAUUGAAUGUCCUCCGCAAGUUAAAAAAAACCAAAUUUUUUUCCGAAAUGUUCUGAUUUUUCAGAUAUUUUUUCCAGGUGAUUGAGGCUUCUAUGUUUCUUUUUUGUUUGAAAUAUUCUGUUUGAAGCUUUUUCUAGAAUUUAAAUUAAUCUUUUAAAAUUCUCAGUUUUUUUUUAAAAAUAUUCACGUUUUCUCCAAGAUCUUUCUAAUUCGAAAAAAUUUCAGAUAGCGCCUAAAUAUGGACUCUCGAUGUGUAAAAUCAAAAAGAGCAUGUCGACUUUGAUGGGCAACGUAAUGUGCGUACUUUACGACGAGGAGGAGUUUCUGACGAAUAAUCGAAGCAUUACCGAGGGCUGGAGUAAAAGGUUCAUUUUUACCAUUUUGUGGAAAAUAUAAGGGGGUUGGGAGCUUGGAAAGUGUUCUUGAGUACUUGAAAUUGUUGGAGCUUGGAGAAUUGCUGAAUUAUUUUUCAUUGGUAGAAAAUUAAAAUAAGCAGAAACUCUGAUUAAGAAAAUAAGGAAAAAAAAAGCUUUUUAUUAUUUUUAUACCUCUAUUCUUUCAACUGAAUCUCUUCGAACCCAUAAAUGCUCAACAAAAAAAGCGAAAAUUGCAAAAUUUUGUAAAAUCGAAGCCGCCAAUUUUGUUUUUGAAUUUUUAUGAGCUUUUAUGACAAUUUUAUUUCACUUUUUAGUGAACUUCAUGGCUAAAACAAUGUUGAACGGUGUGUAAUUCAGCACUUUUUGGUGAGCUUUCCAGUCAAAAUAAUGCCGAUAGAUGAGUUUUUAAUGAAAUUCUAGAAUGUUCUAAAAUGUUUAAUUUUGAUUCUCUUGUAAUUCAGCACUUUUUGGUGAGCUUCCUAGUCGAAUUAAUGUCACAUAAUGUGUUUAUUUCUCAAGAAAAAAAAAAAUAGGAAUUUUUAUUUUUCACUUGGAAUCGCAUAUGGUGAGAUUCUUUUGAAGAAGAUUUCCGCAAGGUCAAUCCACACAUGGCGGACCGUACUUUUGUAAACUUUCCAUCUCAAAAAAGGCCGCCAACAUGUGUUUCGACUCGACUUUUCGGUCUAGGACUGUUUAUUUUCGGCCCGAAAGACAUAUGGAAAAACUUUGGAGUACAGAAGCUUUGCCGAAUUCAUUACAUGUAUGAAGGGGUGUUUUUGGAAUCUGUUCUUAAUACAAAAAAAUUUUUUUGAAAUUAUUAGACGAAUUUCAUAAAAAACUUGAGACGAAAUUUCUUUUCAAGGAUAAUUUUGUCCAAUUAAAAUCUUUGCGCUUGGAAUUUUCUACCAAGUGGGUUUUUUCUUUUGAUUUUUAAUAUUUCUCUAUAUCUGGAAUUAGAUGGACUAUUAAUAAAGGAUCAUUCAACAAGAAAAAAAGACGGUAAGAAGGAAAAAUUUGACUCUUGCAACAGUUUUGACGGAUAAUUUUUUUCUCUUAAAUAUGUUUCAAAAAAGGCUUCUCACGUGGUUUGAAGUUUAUUUUUUUAAGUUUUAUAUUUUUUUCAGAUUGAUCUGUACGCAAAUUUUUUUAAAAAAAUACAAGAAGUUUUUUUGGGAAAAAAACAGAAAUGUAACGAUUUUUAAGGCACAAGACACGAGAUAAAAAAAUUUUUUUAACUUCAUUUUAUAAGUAUUUUUUUGUAUAUAACUUUUUAUUCAAACAUUUUUGGUCGGAUUCUGUCAUUCUACAGCUCUUCGGUUUUCCCAGCAGCUGAGGAGAAAGAACGGUUAAUGCUAAAAAAAUUCCUCAAAAGCAUUUUUUUCAAAAAUAAUAACUUUUGAAAGGAGACUUGAACAAAUAAAAACCGUUUUAAUGAACUUCUUAUCGAAAUACGUGGGUUCUAAACGAUUUUUUUUCGCUCGGAUUGUUUAUACUUCCCAUAGGACAUAUGGAAAAUUCCUUUGAUGACAAGAAGCUUCUCCGCAAGGUCAUUUCACACAUGGCGGACCGUACUUUUGUAAACUUUCCAUCUCAAAAAAGGCCGCCAACAUGUGUUUCUACUCGACUUUUCGGUCUAGGACUGUUUAUUUUCGGCCCGAAACACAUAUGGAAAGAUCCUUUGAAGUACAGAAGCUUUGCCGAACCGCACAUGUGCGAGAAUUUCCAGUACUUUUAUAAACUUUCUUGUUCCAAAAAGGCCACCGAAAUGUGUUUCGACUCACUAUUACUGGCUCGGACUGCUUAUCCUUUCUUUAGAAUCACAUAUCGAACUUUCCUUUGAUGUUCGAAAGGUCUUCAAGAGUCUUGGUGGAUAUUUUCCGGGGUUUUUCGAGAUCAGAUAGAAACAUUUUCAUCAAAAACUUUUCAAAGAAGUAUAAAAAGGUUUAAAAUUUUUUGUUGAAGGGCAGAAGCUUUUUUGAUUACUUCUUGGGCCACUCAGAAUGUUCAGAAAUAUUUUUUAGAUCUCCGGAAAAAUCAAAAAGUUUAUCAUAAUGGCCUGAAUGAUGAGAGAAAGGUUUAGGAUUUAAGAAUUUUUAAAAUUUUUUUUUGAAAAAAAUCUACUCGUUAUCAGAAGCUGAUAUAAAAAAAUUAUCAAACUACUCAAUGUGAAUUUUCCAAUUUUUUGAGUCAUCCUAGACAUUUUUGCAUUUAUAUUUGUUCAGUGUCAAUCAAGUGUAGGUAGUCGAAGUUUCUACUCGAGUUUUCAUUGAAUUGACUCAUUAUUCCUCUCCGAUGAAGUGGCGAACUAUUCCCACUAGGUGAAUCAGUACCUGACGGUACCGAAUAGUACGAACUUUUCAUUCGAAAAAAUGUCGUACACUGUGUUUCGUUCGUCGCGAACAGGCGGAAAGGUCACCCCGACAGGCCACUUUGGCCUUUUUCAACAAAAAAAGGUUACAAAUGUACGAAAUGUCGGGGAAAAGCUUUCACGGGACAGUAAUGUCUUGGGAAAGGACGUGUCGAGCCAAAUGUUACUUGAUGGGUUUUUGUUUUGGGAAAGGGAAGGGAUUGAGUUAAAAACGGUUUGAUAAAAGAAAAGCUGAAGUGGGUCCUAUAGGGAGUUUAUAAGGACCUCCUAAAGGGAGAAACUUCUUCUAGGAUCCCUAUAGGAGGCUCUUUAGAACCACUCUUGAAGAUUUUUCAUUCGAAAAAGAUCUGGGAAAAUUUUUAGUGGCCACUAUAGAGACUCGCCAAGGACUACUUGGAGAGGACACUAAAGUGACCACUGAAACCACCUCUAUAGUGGCCACUAUUUUCCGUUUUAGUGGCCACUUCAUUAGUUUUUCAUCCAGUAUUCCUUCCAGUAACUCUGAUAAUUUUAAAACUAACAGAUUGGACUAGUUAUGUUGAUCCAUUGACCCCUAAAAUGGCCACUAAAGGUUUUAGUGGUCUAGUAGUUGCACUUAGACCUCUAUAGUGGCCACUAAUUUUUAACCCCUUCAGUGGCCAUUAAUUUCAUUACUAUAGUGACCACUAAAACGUCAAAACCCUAUAGUAGCCACUAAAAAUUUUCCCAGUGCAUAGAUAAGUUUCAUUGAGGUCUCGAAACAAAGGAAAGUUUCGUUGUUUACAAAAUUUUUUUCACACUUUUUCUGCUCCUGAAAAAUUCUAUCAAAUAUUUUCAAACAGAAAUUUCAAAGAGAAAAAAACUAUUUUUUUAUUGAUUUUUCCAGAUUCUGCAAAAGAAAAAAACGAGUACAACUUUACCAGUCUCGUCGACGAAAAGUUCAACUUCACAAGUUACAAAAAAGCUGUUGUGGUACGGGAUCCAAUAACUCGAUUCGUAUCUUUCUUCGUCAAUAAAUGCAUUCAGUAAGUUCAAUAAAAAAAUAUUUCCUAGGGAUUUUCUGAACUUUCAGCGACGCGAAAAAAUGUCCGAGCUGCAAACUUUGCUACAACUGUCGCGGCGACAUUUUGUGCUUCCUGAAAAGGUUGGUUCGUUACUGAAAUUUUGAUUAUGUUCUGAAUUUUGUAAGAAAUCAAUUGGUGAUUGUAGUAUGUGUCGGAAUUUGCGUUGGAACUGUUUCAAAAAGUCGAAAUUUUCAGAAAGUUUCAACUUCAAAAAAAAAUAAAUAGGUGUAAAUACUUGUAAAUUUUCCGAACUUCAACAAUUUUGGUUGGAAAAAUAAUUUUCAAGUUCCAAAACCUUCAAAAAAAUUUGAAAAAAAUUUUUUUUAAACAUAAGCGGAAAUGUUCGUAAAUCCACACAUUUGCGGCUCAGAAUACCGUGCCCCUUUGCAAUAAAAUCGCGCCUCCUUUGCAAUUUAUUUUCACUUUUCUCAGAAAUUUUCGAAAAAUUCUUUUUAUUUUGUUUCAAAACGUUUUUGAUUAUAAUUCAUCACAUUUUCAGACAGUAUGGUCGUUUUGUAAGGCAUGCUUUCGGGAAUAAGUUGAAUGUGAGUUACGAGGACAAACACGCCGCUCCUUUGACUUGGUUUGAAUUUUUGAAUUAUUUUUUUUUUCACAAGUCUUUUCUGUAUAUUUUCUUUAAGAGUUGCUGAAGUUUAGAACGGAAUAUAGUUAAAAAUAGGAGUUUUUCAGUCCAUAACACAUUUUUUUGAAAUUAACUUUUUUCAGCAAUUUACUUUUCUAUAGUUUUGUCAUUAUUCUCCUUCUUUAUUAUGGAAUAUUAAUUUUUUUUUUCUUAGGAACUGCGAGUUUGGGACAUACUUGAAAGAUUAUCGAGUGAUCAAGCUGGAGUCCGACGAGACUAAAAGGAAAGAAGGAAUUUCGGACCUUGUACGGUUUCUCAACGGUCUUGACGUCAAACCAGACGUCGUCGACUUCAUUUUCACUUCAGCUUUAGGUUGAGAACAAUAAAAUCUGACUUUUUAAAAAUCUAAACUCUUCUCGUGGUACACUGAAUUUUGGAAUAUUGUGAUACGUUUUUUUCAAAAAAAGUAUAUUUUUUUGAUUAAAAAUCAUCAAAAAAACUUCAAUAAAAGGUUGUUUUUUUAGUGAUGAAAAGUUAAAGAAAAAUGAAUUAGGAAGGUUUUUUUCUGUGAUAAAAUUUCAGUUUAAGAUUUUAUUUCUCAAUUGAAUACAUUUCGAGUUUUUUUUUCUUUCUUUUUGAUUUUAAUGUACGAAGAUAUUAGCUGAAAUUUCGUUUUCCUUUUUUCUCUAGGAUUUUUUUUUGAAAUCGAUGUCGGCGUCUUAAAAAUACUUACUUUGGUAUUAAAAAAAUUUUUUUGAUCGCUUAAAAAAAUUUUUUUAAAUAUUAAUAAAGUACUGUCUGCACUUCAUAAAAAAAGCCAUGAACAGAUUUUUUUGACCAAAAAAUAAGAUUUAACUGAUUUUUUUCCAGAAGGCGACACUCCACACGCCACCUACGACUCGGAUUCGUAUCAAAUCGUUAAAAAAAUAAGGUGAUUUUGGGAUUUUUUUCGAUUUUAUCAAGAAAUUUUGAAAUAAAAUCUAAUUUUACAGAUCGAAUCCAACGCUACGGUACGGGACUACCUGA
Caenorhabditis auriculariae is the source of this 6465-nucleotide messenger RNA. NCBI's taxonomy places the organism in Eukaryota, Metazoa, Nematoda, Chromadorea, Rhabditida, Rhabditidae. The record is from the annotation of a GenBank genome assembly.